Phytophthora nicotianae INRA-310 is the source of this 2544-nucleotide messenger RNA. RefSeq lists its product as hypothetical. The record is from RefSeq and is a predicted model, not a curated record. Lineage: Eukaryota; Oomycota; Peronosporomycetes; Peronosporales; Peronosporaceae. The coding region runs from base 90 to 1160 and encodes 356 amino acids. The transcript has a single exon.
GAUUGCUUUUCUAACGUCAAGUCAUUACGGAUCAAAAGCUAAGAGCAACCGCCGCGUAGUUUCCCCUCUCUUGACGCGUGUGUAUCUCCAUGACAGAGCCUUCCAGCGCCUCCGCGGGAGCUCCAGCUGUAGACAGUGAUGUCGCCAACCUACCUGGCAACUUGUCCGCUUCGUUAUCUCCCUCUGGAGCUGGAAAACGCUCGGCCUCUGAAGCGUUCGAAGGCGACAGCGUGGAGGACUUAAAGGACAGCGAGACGACGCUGGACGAUGUCCUGGUGUCCCCAUUGGGCAAAAAGAGCAAACUACUGGACGCAGAGCUGCCCGAUGUCGACGACAACGAGGAAUUCCCGCAACAAGAAGAAGAUAUGGACGCAGAUCUGGCGCUGGGUCUGGAAAAUGGUGAAAAAGACCAAGAUCUGGACGAAUCUGGCCUAAAUAUGGGCCCAGACAACCCGGAUAUGGACAACGGAGACGUCAACAACCAAGACGUCGAGGAUUUGGCUCCACCAGAGGACGAAGAAGACGAAAAUGAAGAAGAAAAUGACGAUAGUGAGCCUCCAACGUCUCAAAACAAUGAAAUCGACAUCGUGGACGUCGAUGAGGACGAGGAAGAGGAGGAAUCUGCUCCUGCAACGUACCAACAGUACAGUGGCCUGGAAGAAGACGAAGAAGAGGAAUAUGACGACGAACAGGAGACUGCGAGAGCCAUCGCUCGAGCGCAGAACCAGAGAGAAGCCAGACAACUUCUGAUGCAGCUGGACGACUCUGCACGCAGUAAGUUAUGCCUCACCGCUCUGGAGAAGUACGGGGAGGAGCUGUUUUACGGCCACGAAGACGCUCGAGACGCCAUCCUAGUGGACGCGUGUGCCCAGGAGUCGGUCUUGUCGCUCAUGCGGGACGCUAUUCGAGUGCGAGAUUUGUAUCUGAGAGGGUCGUCCGCUGCAGCGCCAGUGGAGUUGGACGACGAUGAGGAUGAAGAAGACACUGGGGGGUACGAGGAGGAAGAAGAUGACGAGGAAGAGGAGAAACCAGAGAGUAAUGACGACAUCGUCGUCAUCUCCGAGGAAGAGGAGGACAGCGAUGCAUCCGGUACUGAGCAGACGGAAGAGCAGGCUGCUAGCGACGAGACCAGGGCCGUAGCAGACGCUGCUGACACGUGAGCCACUUGAUGACCUUUCUAACUUUAUGCAACACAGAACACACGACGUCGAGUAAGUUUCUCGUCGUGUUUUCUGUUUCUUUUUCACAGGGAUCUCUCGAUAACUAAUAGCUGGCAAUCGCUGCUUCCACUGCAGCCGCCUCUGCGAUCUUCUCCUCCUUUGUCUUGUGCUUCGUGACUCGUGCAGUGAUGAUCGUGAUGUCGUCCGGGAUGCCGCCACCCCACAUCAAGUCGUUCUCCUUCGCAAGCCGAGCAAAAGGCGAGUCUUUGGACCGAUCAAGCGACAGAUCGUAGGCCUUCUGUACCAGUUUCCGUGUCAUAGUCUCGAGAUCAGGCUCGGCUCGUACAAUUUCCAGUAGAACGUCCUCAUCCACGUUGUCAAAGAGUCCGUCCGUGGCCAGGAUGAUGAGGUCUCCUUCGAGCACAGGCACUCGCAGUCUCACUCCGUUCUCCGGAGUCUCAAAAAGCGGCUUCUCUCUCAUCGGAGAGUGCGUUCCUCUAGCCAAGUCGUCCACUACGUCACUCACAAGCUCAGCGCCAGCGAAGCCUAACUGGAAGGGGCAGUUAAAGUAGUGUAGCUGCUGUGGAGAGCGAUACGUCACGUGUGCGCCUUUGCGUCGUCCAGCAGGCGUCAAGUCGUGGUCCCGGUUGAUGAUCUUGCGCAUCAGUGAGCCGUCCAAUGUGCCGCGUAGUCGCGCAGUCUCGAGAUCUGACGUUUUGUCGCGGAUAAUGAGGAAGCCAGAGUCUCCCAAGUUGACUCCGUGUAGUUCUCCCUGUUCUGGGUCCAAGGCAAGCACACAGGCAGUGGAACUACCCACGAUCUCCUUCUGUAAGACAGUAGACCACGCUGCAUGGAGCACUUCUGAAGGCUCAAUGUCGUGGUCUUUGGCGUACGAGAUCUGCACUGCUUGAUGAGCUGCGACCAUGAGUUCCUCUGCGUACUGACGAGCACUCACCCCUUUCUCGAACCACGAGCCCACACCGUCGGCGACGCCCAUUGCUAGGACGUCCACGGGCCCCUGAGUGCCGUGUGUUACGGUUGAAAUGGACGGAUUGAUGUCGAUAGGACGGUCUUCUAGUACUGGAGCGGAGGCGCCGCCUUCUUCUACGCCGUGGGGCACGACACCUAAGAAAAAAGCGUCUUCUCCUCCGGUGUCUUUCUUUUGAGGGUGGGGGAUCGACAUGGCGAACGAGUGCAGGUAGUACGUCCAGUAGUUUGGGUGGGCGUUCUCUUGUUGAACGACAGUCUGGUCCAGCGACGUGUUGGCGGGUAGUCCCUUGCGCGGUAGGAUCAAGUUUAUGUAGUCCGAUUUAGCGCUGGAUACGACAAAUUAGGGUUAGAUUUAGUUAAUAUGACCUUAAAUAAGACUGAGUUUUACCUGGUA